AUGACUGUUAUACACAUUGUGCUUUUCAAGUUCCGCGCCGAUGUCUCCAUACAGAUUCGUGAGAAGUGUGUGUCAGAACUUAAAACGCUGAAACGGCUCCCAUGUGUGCUCAAUGGACGCCUUACAGUUGGAGGUCCCUCGAUCACGAAUCCCAUUGAGCGGAGCAAGGGAUAUCACUAUGCGCUCGUCAGCUACCAUAAGGAUCGCACUGCUUUAGAGGAAUAUCAAGCAAGUAAAGAACAUUACGAAGUUACUAGUGCGCACUUGUGGCCCUACAAGGAAGAUAUAACUAGGUUUGACUUUGAGGUGGAUGAUGAGAGUGAUGGGCUGGAUCCGCGGCAACUGCUAGGGGCAACUAUUCCGAAUAGCACAUGA
Molecule: messenger RNA, 375 nt
Organism: Pseudovirgaria hyperparasitica
Lineage: Eukaryota; Fungi; Ascomycota; Dothideomycetes; Acrospermales; Acrospermaceae
Product: stress responsive A/B barrel domain protein
Exons: 3
Coding region: 1-375 (124 amino acids)
Source: RefSeq, a predicted model, not a curated record